ACUAUAGCGAGGUCAUCAAAACGAUUAAUCAGCUGUGUUCUUAUCCCUUUCGUCACUAAAUUCUUGUAGAUUCCGCAUCAGGGAAAAAGUCACCAUGUUCAAGAGGCUGUCGGAGCGCUUCCCCGCGGCGGCCACGCGGCUAGAGGCGUAUACUGGCGUAGGCAGCCACGACGACAAGACAACUUCUCCUUCCUCGGACGCCGACACGGCCGGAUCGCCGUCUCCAGCUCAGGAAUCCGACGCCACGGCUCCAAGUCCGCCCCCACCUACACUCUUCGGCGAGGAUAUGUCCCCGAAGAGUGAUGAUCACCAAUCGUCAACUCUAAAGGCAACUUUGACCGAGCGCUUCAACUCGGAGUCCGUGUCUGCAGCGGCUUCCACUAUGAUGGGCUUCAUGCAGAAGGCCAAGGUGGUGGCAGCCACAGCGGCCAAAGAGGGCGCCGUGAAGGCGCGUAAGGCUCUGGACGCCGCCGACAUGGACGCACUACAGCGCCGACUCAGCUACGCGCUGGAUCGCUCCACAGGCGAGGUGAAUUUGGAGCUGCUGAACUUCUCUUACGUUACAGAAAACCUCGUGGCUAUGGGCUUCCCCAAUAUGAAUCUAGGCACGAACCGCACGCUACUGAAGGACAAUCCUAUUGAUCUGGUGGCCAUGUACCUCAAUGACAAGCACGGGGGCCACUAUAUGAUCUGGAACUUGAGUGAGGAGACGUACGACUACUCGUACUUCGACAAUCAGGUGCUGGAGUUCAACUUCCCAGGCCAUCCGGCGCCUCCACUUGGUCUGGUGUUCAAGAUCUGUUCGUCCAUUGAGAGCUGGCUCCAGGCCGACGAGAAGAACCUCGCAGCAGUGCAUUGUCUAACAGGAAAAGGACGGACAGGCACUGUACUCGCCUGUUACUUGGCGUGGGUGGGACAGUUCCCAAAUGCCAUGGAGAGCUUGGAAUAUGUCGCAGAACAACGACAAACGUCGGUCGAGAAACUUACAAUUCCGUCGCAACGCAGAUACAUUCAGUAUUUUAAUAAUGUGAUGGACGGUGUGAAGCCGCGAUCGUCGCCGUUGCUGCUGCGUCGUGUGAUUAUCAAUACAAUUCCUGUGUUUGGAGAGCGACGAGUGCUGGAGCAGGCGAAGAAAGACUCAUCUACGGAUGACGGAUCGGAGACGGUUGGAGUGGAAGGCGAGGCGUUGACAUCUGCUCCGACUGAGGAAACAGAGGAGGAAGACAUGAUUGAAACCAUCGAAGAGGGCUGCUGCCCGUAUCUGCAGAUCUUCAAGGGAGGAAAGUUGGUUUUCACUACAACGUGGCAAGAUAUGGAGGACGGACACGGGAUUCAGUGGGCCAGCACAGGAGACGGCUCAGUGUCGUUCAACGUGAACUGCAUGCUGCAGGGAGACAUUUUGAUCCGCUGUCGCCAUCUGACGGAUGCUGGAGAACGCGUUUCGAUGUUCCGUGGUGCAUUCCAUACAGGUUACAUCCCGCAAGGCAUUUUGAGGUUGACCAAGGCCCAGUUGGACGGCGCUUGCAGUGACCCCCGCUUCGACCAGGAUUUCUUUGUCGACUUGAUAUUUGCAGACGUUGAAACUGAAGGGAAAACUUCAACUGCGGAUGCCAGUGAUGAGUCCGUCAAUACUAGUACCCCCAAGAGUGAAGGUGUUUCGUUGAACGAGGAGGAUCGCCAAGCGUACGAAGACAUGCUUCACCGGGAUGAAGCCUUUUGGCAGGAUAUUGAGGACAGGAAGAAGAGACUUCAAAAGCAACGUGAGGAACAGUUGAAGAAGAAGAAAGCGGAGGCGGAAGCGAAGGCUGCCGCUGAAGCUGCUGCAAAGGCUGAGGCUAAGGCGAAGGCUGAGGCGGAAGCCGAAGCUGCGAGAAAGGCACAAGCUGCGCAGAAACAAAAUUCGUUCAGCAUUAGUGGUGCAGAUGAAGACACAGUCGGUGCGAAGAAGGUUAACCGCAAGGGUAGUUGGAAUGAGGAGAAGGACAAGCAACUCAUGAGCGAACUUGAGUCUUUAACGAGUGGAGCGUUGGCCAAGGCCGCCGAAGAUGUUGGGGAGGAAAAGGCUGCAGUAUCUACGGGUGGAAACAUUGACUCAACUGACUUGUCGAAAGAGUUUGAUGAGAUGAAGAAUCUGGAGAAGGAGUUGGGUCUUCAGUCGUUCUCUAGCGACUUGGCAAGUCUUCCGGACGGUAAGAUCGACCCUCAGCUGGAGCUUCUUGAUGCUGAGCUAAAGGGUCUUGAAGGUUUAUCCCCAAAGGCUGGCGAUGAUACCGACGACGUGAUGAAUUUCGGAGCUGAUGAUUUUGAGGAGUUAGAAGAGUAUUUGAGUGGCCUCUCGACUAAGUGAGGGCAGUCAUGUCCACGCUGUAGCUCCCCAACAUUUAAAGUCCCCUCGUAGUGGAUAUAAUAUACUGAUCUUGCGUGUGAAAAUCGAAGAGUGUGAUAACAAGGUGGUAAGCUUGGACACAUAUACGCUAUUCGUAUUGUUACUUGCCACUUACUACACACUUACACAUGUAC
Phytophthora nicotianae INRA-310 is the source of this 2520-nucleotide messenger RNA. RefSeq lists its product as hypothetical. Gene Ontology annotation, cellular component: cytosol. Bases 95 to 2347 code for a protein of 750 amino acids. Lineage: Eukaryota; Oomycota; Peronosporomycetes; Peronosporales; Peronosporaceae. The record is from RefSeq and is a predicted model, not a curated record. Gene Ontology annotation, molecular function: phosphatidylinositol-3,4,5-trisphosphate 3-phosphatase activity. Gene Ontology annotation, biological process: dephosphorylation. The transcript has 3 exons.